GCCCGCCGUGGACUUCUUCACCCACGAGGUCAUGAUCCACCCGGUGACCAACCGCCCCGCCGACAAGAGGAGCUUCAUCCCCUCCCUCAUCGAGAAGGAGAAGGUGUCCAAGCUGGUCCACGCCAUCAAGAUGGGCUGGAUCAAACCCCGCAAGCCCCGGGACGACACCCCCACCUACUACGACCUGUGGGCCCACGAGGACCCCAACUCCAUCCUGGGCCGCCACAAGAUGCACGUCCCGGCCCCCAAGCUGAGGUUACCUGGGCACGAGGAGUCCUACAACCCCCCCCCCGAGUACCUGCUCAGCGAGGAGGAGGUGAGGGGGGGGCCCUGCAGCCCCCGGGAGCCGCUGGGAAAGGGCUGGGAAUUCGGGAAGCUCC
Lepidothrix coronata (blue-crowned manakin) is the source of this 380-nucleotide messenger RNA. RefSeq names its product block of proliferation 1 (gene BOP1). The annotation marks the transcript as partial. Gene Ontology annotation, cellular component: PeBoW complex; preribosome, large subunit precursor. Gene Ontology annotation, molecular function: ribonucleoprotein complex binding. Gene Ontology annotation, biological process: maturation of LSU-rRNA from tricistronic rRNA transcript (SSU-rRNA, 5.8S rRNA, LSU-rRNA); ribosome biogenesis. The transcript is spliced from 2 exons. Lineage: Eukaryota; Metazoa; Chordata; Aves; Passeriformes; Pipridae. The record is from RefSeq and is a predicted model, not a curated record.